AUGAGGCAGGACGUCGAGUGGAGUUGCAGCCAGACUGUUCUUUUCGCGCUCUCUUUCCUCCGUAGCAGCAUGAAAGCCCGCCUCACUCACUUCCCCGUCAACUACGAAGUUCACACUCAAAUCUACGCAGACACCUUCCGAACUGUUGCUAGCUUCAAGUGGAUAAUUUGCCUCUCCUGCCCCCCCGCCGUUGCAGCCCUCGAAUCCGCCAGUGAACAGGCUCUUCGUCCAUCAAACGACACCCCUCGUCCAUCAACUGACACCCCGCCUCCAUCAACAGACACCACGUCUACAUCAACCAACACUUCUCGCGGAAACGUCGUAAAGAUAGAGGUUGACUGUGACGAAGAGGACAUAGUCGAGGUAAAUCGACGCGGUAGCCCUUGGAUCCGCCCCAUCACAUGGGCCGUCGUCGGCAUGGUCCUCUGCGUGGAAGGCUUGAUCGCCAACAGCAUCUUCUUCAUGGCUGUCUACAGAACAGUGAAGAAGCCAAAAUUCAAGGCCGAGGUCGUUCUCGCAAUGGUCAUCAUACUGUCACUAGUCCUGGACUUCACACUCAUGUACCGUCUUAUCUCAAAGUAUAACUUUUUGAGACAUGACCCGCACCAAGAGAUUGUCCGCGAACGCGCACAACUGUCGAGAAUAGCCCCAUCUCUCCCACCCACUGGCGUUAAGAUCUACCUCAUUCUCCGCAAAGACCAUUGCCUGCGCAAUGCCACCAAAGCGCCCGACGACGGAGUUCCUCAAGAGAAGAAUAGGCGAGAGUUCGAGGGGUUUCACCAAACAUCGAGGAUCGUAACCGCUCUCCAAUGA
This is a messenger RNA of Mytilinidion resinicola, 813 nucleotides long. RefSeq lists its product as uncharacterized. The coding region runs from base 1 to 813 and encodes 270 amino acids. The record is from RefSeq and is a predicted model, not a curated record. The transcript has 4 exons. NCBI's taxonomy places the organism in Eukaryota, Fungi, Ascomycota, Dothideomycetes, Mytilinidiales, Mytilinidiaceae.